This is a messenger RNA of Cyprinodon variegatus (sheepshead minnow), 980 nucleotides long. RefSeq names its product DnaJ heat shock protein family (Hsp40) member C9 (gene dnajc9). Gene Ontology annotation, molecular function: heat shock protein binding. The transcript has 5 exons. The record is from RefSeq and is a predicted model, not a curated record. The coding region runs from base 148 to 915 and encodes 255 amino acids. Gene Ontology annotation, cellular component: cytoplasm; nucleus. Lineage: Eukaryota; Metazoa; Chordata; Actinopteri; Cyprinodontiformes; Cyprinodontidae.
GGAAGUACAUGACAGGCCAGGGCGCCAAAUUGCUGUUUAGAGCUUGAGGUGCUUAGAGAAAAGGGACCGGUUACUUGAAAUCGUUAAAAUAAUCGACUAAAGUUGCCAAUAACCGGAUCUAACUGACUCUUCAAACAAAAACUCACGAUGGGUUUGCUCGAGCGCUGCCAGGAGCUGUUCAACACCUCCAACCUGUACGAGGUACUGGGUGUAAACAAAGAAGCGAGUGAAGCAGACAUACGAAAGAGCUACUACAAAGUUUCUCUGAAGGUCCAUCCAGACAGGGCACCAGAAGACCCGCGAGCCACUGAAAAGUUUCAGGUAUUGGGGAAGCUCUAUGCGGUGCUGAGUGAUAAGGAGCAGAGGGCAAUCUAUGAUGAGCAGGGGGUGGUGGAUGAAGAGUCGGAUGUUCUCAGUCAGGAUCGCUGCUGGGAGGAGUACUGGAGGCUGCUGUUCCCUAAGAUCACGGUUCAGGAUAUUCUUGAGUUUGAGAAGAAAUACAAGGGCUCUGAUGAAGAGCGUGAGGAUGUCAUCCGGCUCUACAUGCAACAUGAGGGGGACAUGGACGCCAUCACUGCUUCGGUUCUCUGCUGCUCUCAGGAAGACGAGCCCAGGCUGUGCAGCAUCAUCCAGGAAGCUAUCAAGAGCGGGCAAGUGGAGGCCUUCCCUGCUUUCACCAAGGAAAGUAAAGCAAAGAAGAGGGCUCGCAGGAAAAGGGCUGACCAGGAGCAACAAGAAGCAGAGGAAAUGAAGAAAGAGAUGGGCCUUAAUGAUGAGGAUGAGAGUCUUGUCAUGAUGCUAAAGCAAAAGCAGCAGUCCAGAGAGAAGAAUUUUAACAGUUUCCUCUCAGAUCUGGAAGCAAAGUACUCCAAACAAAGCACCAAACCACAAAAAGGAAAAAAAGCCAAAAAGUAAAUGUUAGAAAAAGCUAAAUAAAUUAUGUAUUUUUUUUUUUUUUUUUUGUAGUUCAUAUAAAAUCA